Molecule: messenger RNA, 13426 nt
Organism: Rhinolophus ferrumequinum (greater horseshoe bat)
Lineage: Eukaryota; Metazoa; Chordata; Mammalia; Chiroptera; Rhinolophidae
Gene: ZNF469
Product: zinc finger protein 469
Exons: 3
Coding region: 323-11995 (3890 amino acids)
Source: RefSeq, a predicted model, not a curated record
UGCCCGGCGGGCGCGCGGCCCGUCUGCACGGCCCGGGCGGGCCUGCGGUCGGGGAUGGGACUGCGCUCCGCGCUGCAGAGCGCUCGUCUGUGUCCGCCAGCGCGCCGAGCGGAGCGGGGCCCUCGGAGCGGGAGCCAAGAAAUCCUCAUUCCUCAGGAAGCUGUGCGGCGACUCAGCUGAGGGCCCGACUCCCCAGGCUCCACUCAGGACUAUGAGAGCAGGCUUCUCGAGGGCCCCCCAAGGGGCAAGGAUGGCUGCCCAGCCCACUCCCUGCGGACCCCUUCGGACAACCACAUCCUCCUAGCGCCCAGACAGAGGGGCCAUGCCUGGGGAGCAGCCCCGCGGAGCGCUACCCCCAGCAAUGACCGGAGGCCUGCAGCCCUGCCAAACGGCCAGUGGCAUGGCCAGUGGCACGGCUACCCAGCCCCCCAGCGAGGAUGGUGCCCCGGCCAGCAGGACCACCAAGGCCACAAGGGAGGUGGGCAGCGGGGCCCAGGCCGUGGAGCCCCCUGAUACCCAGCCUCAGCAGGCUAGGGAGGUGGAGCCCCAGGCCCCAGUCCCGAGAACCCAGCCCUUGAUCAACCCCCACGGAAAAGGCUGCAGCCCUCGGGCCCCACCAGGGAGGAGCCACACACAAGCUCCAACACGGCACACAGGCAGGGCCGAUGACAGCCCCCAGCAGCUCUACAGCCUGAGCAUCGUGGGCUCAAGAGCCAGACCACCCCUGGAUGCGACCCCUGAGGGCCUACAGUGUGAGGCCACCCAGCCCCCAGAGGCAGAGGCCCCACCUGCCCCAGAAGAGCUCAGCUUCCAAAGGUGCUUCCAGGAGACCCCCUCCAGCUUUACCUCCACCAAUUAUACCUCACCGAGCGCCACCCCUGGGCCCCCACCCCUCAGGGCCCCUCAGAGCAAUGACGCCAGCCCUGGCAGGCCAGCCUCUUACUCGGAAUUCCAGGCCAUCGGGGCCGAUGCCUGGCCGCCCACUGCUGAGAACAACUUCCCAGGUGCUAGUUUUGGGGUGCCCCCCACAGAGCCGGAGCCUUUUCCAGAAGGUGGCAGCCCCAGGGUGGCCUCCCUCCAGUUCCCCUUCCCAGCGCUGCACAGGGCUGGCCCAAAAUCCUUCCCAGAGGACUCAGCUGAGCCUGAGUACUCCGAGAGGGCACUAGUGUUUGCUUUCCACCAGCCUCGGGGAGCGUGGCCGGAGGAGGCAGUGGGCAUGGGUACAGCCUACCCCCUGCCUGCCCGGCCUGCUGCCCCACCGCCACCCUGCUACCCCAGCCAGCCCAGGGCCCUUGAUCCCCCCAAUGACCUUGGCCAUGCUCUCCCCUCCCCUGGUGCUGCUCGCCCAGUCCCCAGCCCCUUCUCGGAGAGCACAGCCACCUUCCCAGACAGUUUGCACAAGAGCCUGACCAAAGCCCUCCCUGAGAGACCACCUUCUGCCCACAAUGAGCUGGGGAGCCCCAGGGGGCCCCCAAACUCUCUGCCGCAGAGGCACUUUUCUGGGCAGGUGUAUGGAAGCCCCAGAGCCAGCAGGGUGGGCACCAGCCCUGGGUCUCUGGACACAGAGCUGGCUACCCCAGGGCCCCCGCCCACCAGACUGCCCCAGCUGUGGGAUCCCGCCACAGCCCCUUACCCCACACCUUCUCUGGGACCCCCCGCCACCCCCAGGAGUACAUUCUUUGAAGGCCAGCUCAGCCCAGGACAGCGUCUUGGCCUCCGCCAGAGUCCCCCACUGCCCUGGCCCCAGGUGCUCCCAGCCACCAGGCCCAGUCCCCAUCCAGUGGAGAUGCUGAGCCGGCUGCCUUUCCCCCCAGGGGCCCCAGAGUGGCAGGGGGGCAGCCAGGGAAACCUGGGUGCUGCCAGCAAGAAUCAAGGGCCAGGGGAGAAGCUGGCGGUGCUAAGAGACAGCCCAGGCCAGCAUAGUGGCAGCUCCCCAGGGCUAUUCACCUACAGUGGGCUGCAGGACUCCGGAGCCCAGGCCCUGUUCUUUGGGGUGGCCCAGCCCCAGGUCUCACCCCAAGGGACCCCUGGUCUGCCCCCACCCAGACUGGUGGGAGCCUCUCCCACUGAGUCCCCACUGCCCUCGCCUGCCACCAACACAGCUGGCAGCAGCACCUGCUCAUCACUGUCACCACUAUCUAGCAGCCCAGCCAACCCCAGCUCAGAGGAGAGCCAGCUCCCUGGCCCACUCGGGCCUUCUGCUUUCUUCCAUCCCCCCACUCAUCCCCAGGAGACCAGCAGCCCCUUCCCGUCCCCCAAGCCCUCACGCACUCUCCCCAUGCACUACCAGCCAGAGCCAGUCAAGGCCUUCCCUUUCCCCAGCGAGGGACUGGGGGCUGAGGGAGCCUUCAAAUGCCUAGAGGAAGCCCCGUUCCCCAGCACAGGUCCUGAGGUGGGCAGCAGGGGGCUGGAGGGCUUCCCCCCAGAGCCGCCCCCCUACUCUGCCCACCACUUCCCCCUCAGCAGCGCCAGCCUGGACCAGCUAGACGUUCUGCUAACCUGCAAGCAGUGUGACCGCAACUACAGCAGCCUGGCUGCCUUUCUGGAGCACCGGCAGUUUUGCAGCCUGCUCCUGGCCAGGACCAAGGAGGGCCACCGGCAGCCCUCGGGGCUCCCCACUCCCCCUGCCACCCUCUCUGUGCUGGCUGCUCCCAAAGCACCAGCCAGCGGGAACCCAAGCCUGCUCAGCCACACCAAGAUGGUCCCUUUCCUGCUAGGAGGGGACGUCCGGGUGGACAGCAAAGAUGACCCCCUGAGGACGAGUUUCCUGUCUGGCCUGGCUGCUGCCCCCUUCCCACUCCCGGCCUCAGACCUGGACCUGGAGGAUGACGCCAAGCUGGACAGCCUCAUCACGGAGGCGCUCAACGGCCUGGAGUACCAGUCAGACAACCCUGAGAUCGACAGCAGCUUCAUUGAUGUCUUCGCCGACGAGGAACCUUCUGGCCCCAGAGGUCCCAGUGCUGGGCAGCCCCCCAAGACCAGGGUGGGGGCCACACCAGAGAACAAAGCCCACCUCCCGCUCCCAGCUGUGGCUGCCCCGCUGGAACCCCAGGCCACUCACUCUGGAGACGGGAGCUUCCCAGCCUGCAACAGGCCCAAAACCCGCUCCCUGGGCCCAGUGUCUGUGGAGGCAGAUGGGGUCAGCCUGGCCAACCAGCAGAGGAGAGGGAAGCAGUUUAAGUUUUUCCGGAAAGAGCUGGACACAGGCAACACCGCCAAGAGGUCGGGCAGGAGAACCAGAGCCCCCUGCCUACGGCCCAGGAGGAAGGGCGACAGGGCUGAGCCAGCCCCACCACACCCCCAGGACCUCAGGCCCCAGGGCCCCAAGAGCCACACAGAUCCUGGUGGCCAGGCCCUCCCGGUGGAGACCAGGAGCUCUAAGCGCCUCCGACUGUCCCCCGGGAAGGAUUCCAGAAGGAGGAAGGCGCGGGGUGGCACCUGGAGCAAGGAGCUCAUCCACAAGAUUGUGCAACAGAAGAACCAGCUGCACAGGCGGCAGGUGCAGCGCGGCCAGGGCGGGCACGGCUCCCAGGCAGCCCAGAAGGCCGAGCCCAGCACCCUGGAUGGUGGACUCCAGGAGUACGACUACGCCUCGGAGUCCGAGGAGGAGGACGGCUUGCAGCCACGGGGCUCCCGCUUCAGAGGCCAGCCCCACCACAGCUGCCGGAGGUGGCACCGGGGUGAGAAGAGGAAGGAAGUGGACUUGACCCCAGGUCCCAGAGAGGAUCGAGAGCAGCAGAAAUCCAGGAAGGUCGUGAGGCAGGAAACCACAAAGCCAGGCAGGCCUUGUCCAGGCCCCAGUGAGAGCCCAGAGGUGCAGGGCCCACUGCAAAGCCCUGAGGCCAGGGCAGGCCCUCAGGAAAGAGGCCCCAAGCUUCUCCUGCAGGUUCUCACCAAGACCCCAGAGGAAAACCGUCCAUCACUAGACUUCUCCCAAGAGACCAAGAACCCUGAAAUUGCUGAAGAGUUUCCCCCUGAUACCACAAAGCUUCUCAGAGACGUUUCCAGCUCUCCUCUGGCCACCUGUGUGGAAGGAAAUCCCUGUCCCUCAGCCUCAGAGCAACCACAGCCGGGCAGAGAGGACACCAUGGUGCCCCAUAGGAGGUCACCAGCACCAGGUGCAGGCAGUCUACUGGGUGUCUCCCGGUGCACCGAAGCCCCCAUCUCUCAUGACACAGAGAACCCCCCUGCCUACAUGCCAGGACAAUUGCUGCUGCCUGUCACUGACACCACCACUGCCUACCCCGAGCCCAGCAUCCUGUUUCUAAAGACCCCUAAUCUUGGCUGUGACCCUGCUCUUUUUAAUGGAGACUCCGUGGUUCCAGCUACCAAAAAGGGGCCCCAGCCCUACAGCAGCCCCCCGAGCGAAUUACUCCUUGGACCCAAAGACCUGGCUGGCUGUUUCCGCGAAGACCUGUACUCCAAGCCCUUAGCUCCAGACACUGCGCCAGCCAGCAGUAUGCACCUUCACCGGGAUGGUGUGGACGCCAGUUCCCUCAAGCCAAAACCUCCCAAGAAUCCACCCUACACAGUUGACACAGACUCUGGAAAAGCCAAAUCGCCACUGACCUUGGAAUCCACGCCCCUCCUCUCGGGGCUGCCCAGAGAAGGCUUCCACCCACCGGUCUACAGCAGCCUAUCUGGAAAUGGGAACACCCACCCGUCAUCGGCAUGCACCGAACCUCCCCCAAGGAAACCCCAGCUGGACCCACCGUACCCCUCAUUUCUCCCUGAGAAGGGCUGGCCCCUGAUGGAGGAAGUAUCCCCGAUGCUGUCCAGCCAUCUGGGCCAUUUUCCUGAUCUCUCAGGGGGAAAGAAGUGUCCUCGUGAAGGGACAGUGGCAGCCAGCUCUUCCCCUUUGCCCGGCAAGGUUAGCGAAUGUAACGUCGCUUUUAUGAGCAACCUGUCUGAGGAUGAAUUAGAGAUCAAAAGAUUGGUCACCGAAUUAGAAAGUCAGCUGCAAAGUAAAGGGGUGCAUGAGGCGUCAGGAGAGCUGCGCAGAACUGAGCAGGCAGGCAGGAUGUGCUCAGGCACGGGUACCCCCCUGCCGGUCCACCAGGCCGCCUUGCCCGGCAAGGACACAUUCCCUGUAGCCGACUUCACUGGUCUUGGCAAAUUGAGUCCACACCAGGAAGGGGCAGAAACAGCCAUGGCCACCACAGAGGGGACUCUGGGGAGCCCCCGGGAGGAGUGGCCCUCAUUCCCCCCGGGAGAAGCUGCCCCUUUCCCCAGCACCCACAAAGACCGGGUUUCUGGGGCUCCUUUCAGCCCCACUGGGGCCAGCCUCAGUUUCCAGUCAGUGCAGAAUGCCAGAGUCUCCAGGACAGCGCUCUCCGAGGCAGAAGAGGGCUGUAGGGUACGCUCAGAAGCCUGUAUGCCCCACCCUGGAGAGCCACACACGCUCCUGUCGGAAAGGGGGAGUUUAGCAAAGUGCGGCUCAAACUGUGAGCCUUUACUUUCUAAAAAUAACAGGGCCACCAGACUCCGUCCCAGCGAAGACGUCCUGCUGCUCGUUCCCUGCACACAGAGAGGAGGGCUGUUCCCAGAAUCCCCCAAGUCACAGGGGCCCUGCCGAGAUGCCCCCAAGCUGAAAGUGCACGACAGCCCUGCUGCCCAUCUGGCACCUGACUUGGCAUGUCGGGGCGCUGGGGUUCUGCAUCUGGGUGCCCCUCCACCUUCUGGUACCAGUCAUACGGAUGCUCCCAAGGGAUAUUGUGUAAGCAGCACAGGCGGGCCUCUCCACCCUGCGGCGGGGGGCCUUGUCUCUGAAGGCAACAAGGAGUUUGUGCCAGCGGGAGCCUCCCCAAGUCCUGCUUGCAUGCCUGAUGCCAGUCCUGGCAAGAGGCCCCAAAGCCCAGCCACGAGCCCCCUACGUCAGCUCCAGCUCCUGGUGGCCAGAGCAUCUGAGAGCGAAGAUGACACCCGGGACUUACAGGGGCCCCCGCCUGCUGACACCCAGAGCCCUCACCAGAGCGACCCCUCAGAUCUGGAAAGGGACAGCAUGGAAGAUGAGAACGUGGCCUGCAGCCCCGCCAAAGGCUCUGAUAGGGUUGUGCAGAUGACAGCUGUCCCUGCAAUGGCCAGAUAUCAGCUGGGGCCAGAGGCAGAUGGACAGGCUCAGAAGCUCAAAGGCCCGGGCAAAGCCAGCCAGCUGCAUCCAGAUAACUGGGGGACCUUGGGGGGACCGGAUGACCUCGCCACAGUCAAUACCGACUCUAAAAGCACACUAGCCAGCCCAGCCAUGGCUGCAGACCAGCUAGGGGGGCAGCUCCAGGAAAGCGGGGCAGCCUUGGGCCCUCAGAACGAGGCACGGGCCACCCCAAGCCCCACUGCCUCUGAUGCAGAAUCUUUGGUCCCGGCCUUGGCAGCAGGCCACUCCCAGAAUGGGCCCGAGGACUGCACUCCAGAAGAGGCGACCUGCUCAGGGCUUAAGAAGCACGUGCUGCUCAUUGGGGAAAGCUCGGAAGCCCCCAUGAGGGCCUUAGCUGGCUAUGCCCCCUUGCCCACUUCUGUAGUCACCCCUGUUCCCUGCAGCCUUGAGCACCUGCUCCAGGAAGACCCUCCCACGGUGCCUUCAGGUGAGCUGAGGGGGCUACUCCCAGCUUCAUCCUGCGGAGACCCUAUCAGCCCAAAGCAUCUGCCAGCCUGUCCCUCUGCCUGGACAACUUCGAAAAGGGCUGAUUGCAUCCCAGCUCCCAAAGAUGCUGGGGCUGGUGGGGCCCUGGCAGCCCCCUCACCUUUAAGGACAAACCCCCGUGGCCUCAAGGAAAUCCUGGCUUGCCAUCCCGUCCUGGGGGAAUGCAGCCUCCUGGAAGACCCUCCCUCGGGCCAGCCGGGCUGUAUCAAUGUCUUCACUCCCGCGCAUGUUGGGGACCGCCCUGAAGGCUGCAUGUCACGAACCCUAGAGGGCUCCAGAAAAGAGAGGCCAAGGGGAUAUCCUGCCUGGGAUGACCGUCCUCCCCCAGUGAGGGCCAUCUCCCCAAGAGUGACCAUCAAGGCUGCUGCCCUACCCGGCAUUCCCACCACAGAUGGCAUGGGGGCAGUCAUAGGCCCCGGGGCUGAGUGGCCAGACGCUCACUGCAGGGGAGCCCGGCCACACACCAGCCCUGACAGGACACCCAAGGGCCCGUCCUCAGAAAGCCCAGGAAACAGGGAAGGCCAGAGCAUCACCACUAUGCCCUCUGACCUUUCCCACCAGGGGACCUCAGGGCGAGAGCCCCAGGCCUGCUGGGAAGAUGAGAUGGGGGCCAGCUCCCAAGGCCAUGAGGACUUGGAGACCCCUGGCAUUACAAAGGCCUCCGAAGCUGGCACUAGGGGCCCAACAGUCACCUGCCCUUAUGAAGAGCUCCACCCAGGCAGAGCUGCAUCUCUGAACAGCACGGCCAGCAACUCCAGACCCAAUUCCCCCCAGAGCCUCAGAAAUGUCCCCCACCAGAUGCCCCAGGGGGACCCUCUCUGUCCCCAGGACCCCAGACAGAAGCCUCGUGGCGUUACAAAGAGGCCCGUAUCCACUGAGAAUGGCCACUGGAAGGACCGAGGCCCUAGCGGGUGGCCUGUGACCUGCGAGAUCUGCUCGGCCACCUUCCGCUCCAGGCCAGGUUUAAACCGACACAGAGCCAGGAAGCAUGGGCUGCACAGAGGGGCCACCUCCCAGCUAAGUGCCCUCACCCGGCCCGCUCCCCAGCCUGGGGAGAUAGCAACCAAGAUGUGCCACCCUCCUGGAAAGAAAAACCGCAGGGCGCCUAGGAAAGAGAAACCAAAGCAAGGACUGAGUGGUCCCAGCCACGCUACUGGGUCACCUCCCGCCCAGGGUUCCACGGCUCCUGAGGACAUCCCAGGUCCUGAGAUGUCCAAGGGGCUUAGGCUCAACAUUCUGGGAACAUCAUGCUAUCCCCCGAGCCAGGAACCACACCCUCCAGGCCUGGUCAAGCAAGGGGUGAAUUUGAGGCCUGCAGAGCCCAGGAAACGGGACAGGCUGGAGAGGGACAAGCCCCAUCCCAAAGGGGCAGAGAGAGGAGGAGGCCAGAGGCGGGGCAGAGCGCCUGCGGACGUCCCCAGCGAGUCAGAGGGAAAAUCAAAUAAGAAAGUGAGAAAGCCAAGAGCAAGAAGGUUCCGGGAGGAGAGAGGUCCUCGAGUCUCUCCUGAUGUGAUUUCAGAUAGAAGCCACUGGAAUCCAUCAACUGCGAUUGCCAAUUACCCGGCCCCUCCAAGCCGCUGCCUCUCACCAGAGGCAGAGCGGGAGACCAGGGUCACGCAGCCGCCUCUCCUCGCGGCCACAGACGUGGAGGAGACACCCUCACAGAAGUCACCUGGGAACUGGGUGGCCCAUCCAGGGAGAAUGGAGGGGGCACCUUCUGGGGAAGGACCAGAGGGGCAGAAGUCAGCCUUGGCAAGGGGUGGCCAGGGACCCAGAGAGACCAGGACAUCAGGUAUCUACAGAGAGCCAUCACAGGCAGCUAGGAGUAAGCCUGCAGGGGACAGCACAGCAGCGGAUGGCGGGUCAGGGCACAAUGUUGGGGAGGCGCACCAGGCCCUGUCGGGACCCCCAGGCCCUCCCGAGACUCGUGGUUCUGAAGCAGCAGGCACCAUCAGCACUUGCCUCCGGGCCCCCCUGAACAACCCAGAAGACGGGAUCCAGGAGCGUGAGGGCAUCGCACCUGAAGCGCCCAGCCUAGAAGUCAGGGACCCUCACGCCUUGUUUGAUGACGAAGCUUCCUUCUCCCAGCUCUUUCCUCUGAGCAACCGCUUAACCCGGAAGAAGAACCCCCGAGUCUAUGGGAAGCGCUGUAAAAAGCCAAAACCCCUGCCACCACCAGAACCCAGUGGCGACUUCCAGGGCAGUGCCAGUCUGCCCUCCGCCCACCUGCCCACAGACCUCAGUGACUCGGGCUCCCUCUGCCUGUCCCAUGAGGACCCAUGGGGUGACGAGGCCACAGGCCUGCCCGAGUCCUUCCUGCUGGAGGGCUUUCUUAGCAGCAAGGUGCCUGGCAUUGACCCCUGGGCCCCUGGCCCCAACCUCUGGGCCCUGGAGCCUGACCCGGAGGCAGGCUAUGCAGCGCAGGGGCCCUCUGACGGCACAGAGGACCACACAUCAGAGAACAUCCCCGAGCUACACAUGGUCCCCGCAGCCUGGCGAGGCCUGGAGCUGCGGGCUUCCCCCAAUGAGACUGCCUCUUCUCUCGGAGAUGUGAGCCCCGAGCCCCCCAACCUGGAGCGAGAACACUAUGACUGUGGGCUCCCGGGGAACGCCAUGGAUCUGGAGAGGCUCAGUGCCAAACUGGAGAUGCAAGAUCUGUGCUUCCUGGGACGCUGCGAAGACCCUAUGGGUCUGCCUGGCAUGAGCUUCUUAGACUUCAAGGCCCCAGAAAACUCUCAGGGGCCACAGAGCAAAAGGACCGAGGAGGCAGCCGGGGCCGGAAGGGCCCCAGGCAGAGACCGCCAAGCCAAGGCUGGGAGGGUACCCUACAAGUGCAGGGUGUGCUUCCAGCGCUUCCACGGCCUGGGUGAGCUGGACCUCCACAAGCUGGCCCACAGCCCAUCACCACCCCCUACCUGCUACAUGUGUGUGGAGCGCAGGUUUGGCUCUCGUGAGCUGCUGCGGGAGCACCUGCAGGAGAAGCACGUGCAGGGCCGGGCGGGGCUGUGGUCCUGUGGUAUGUGCCUGAGGGAGGUGGCUGAUGUCUGGAUGUACAACGAGCACCUGCGGGAGCACGCCCUUCGGUUCGCCCGCAAGGGGCCGGUGCGGAGGUCCCUGGGGGACCCGCCUGGAUGCUGGGAGGGGGACAGCACUGUCACACACUUCCUGAGCAGCAUCAUGGGUCAGGCGUCCAAACCCCACAGGGGCAAGCGUUCAGCUGGUCAGGCAAAUGGGGGCCCCGCAGAGAGGGAGAGGGCAAAACCCAAGGCUCGUGCCAACAACUCAAACCUGGAUGGCUCCUUAAUGACAGACAGCGCCUUGGCCAACAGCAGCCCCUCCACCUGCGAAAACCCCACUCCGCCCAGCAGCUCUACCACUUUCCCCGACUCCACCAAGACAUGCCCCAGCCUGUCCCCUGACCCCUGCUCCAACCGCGAGACCCUCCUCCAUGCCAUCCCCGUACACCAGGACUGCAAGGACCCUUCCCGCGACUGCCACCACUGCGGGAAACGGUUCCCCAAGCCCUUCAAGCUGCAGCGCCACCUGGCGGUGCAUAGUCCACAGCGCGUCUUUCUGUGCCCCCAGUGCCCCCGGGUCUACCCUGAGCCCCGUGAGCUGCGCGCACACCUGGCCAGGGAGCACGAGGUUCGGGAGGAGCUGGAGCUGCAGCACACCCCACUAUAUGCCUGUGAGCUCUGCGCCAAUGUCACGCACAUCAGCAAGAGGUCUUUCGUCUGCAGCUCCUGCAACUACACAUUCACCAAGAAGGAGCAGUUCGACCGACACAUGGACAAACACCUUAGGAGGGGGCAGCAGCCCUUCACAUUCCGUGGGGUACGGAGACCGGGCACCCCUGGGCAGAAGGCCCCUGCCCGAGAGGGCACACUGCCCAACAAACGGCGCAGGGUGACCACACCCACCAGCACCCCUGGGCUGGUCAUGGACUGGCCUCUGUCCCUAGGCAGCGGCCCCGCCCUGAAUGAGGCAGCCCUCCCAGCCCUGCUCCAGCCCUGCCCAGAGGCGGCUCCCGGCAGCAUCAAGGGUCAGCCCAGGACCCCAGAGAGGCCCGUAGACUCUGUGGGCCACCUGGUCAGGGGGGACGAUCGGCCCUCUGACCCCCAGGAGCUCCUGCUCCCAUCUCUGUCUCCUUUUCCAGCAGCCUCAGCGGAUUGUAAAGAUGGCCACAAGCCAGACCAAGCCCCAAAGAGCCCCACAGAUGAGGCUUCCCCGGGCAGCCCAGUGCCUCUUCUCCAACAGGCUCUCCCGCUGGAGGAGUCUCUGCCCCGGCUGGGGGCCAGAGGCCAAGCCAUAGAGGAACAGAGGGCUGCUGGCCCGUUCUCAGGGAAAAACAGGACCCCGAGUACCCCGGGCAAAUGUGCCCCCGACCAUUGCCCAGAAGCCCCUUCCUUGCUCCGGAAGGAGAAGCAGGUGUCCACAUGCCAGAUGAUGCCUGAGGGGAGUAUAGAGGGCCCCUCCCACAAGGGUAGUGCCACCAAGCAUGGGGGCUGCCGGAGUUUUUCAAAGGACAGGCCAGCCUUAUCUACCCCCAGCAAAGUGCCCAAGUUCCCAGUGCAAUCGAAGAAGGCCAUGGCCAGCCCAACACCUGGAGAGCCAGCCUGUGGCACCGAGGACAAGCAGAAGCCCACAACCCUCAAAGCCAAGCUGGGUCCCAGCUCCCAGGGCAAUGGAGGCCCACGGCACAGCAGCAAGAUGGCAGGCGGUAGCCAGCCCCAACCAGCCAGUGGGCAGCUCCAAAGUGAGACAGCCACCACCCCAGCCAAACCCAACUGUCCAGGCCAGACUCCCGUCCCAGACAAGCCUCCUACUCGAGCCCCGGCCAAGGGCCACCCCAAGGCACCAAGGGAAGCUGGUGACCAGGGACCCCAAGGGAACCUGGGCCCCAGGGAGAAUGGAGAUGGCAAAGAGAAGAAGAGAAAGGGCCGGGCCCUGGGGCCAACCAGGAGAGAAAGUGGAACCUUGGGUAGAGCCCCUGUGGUCCCUGACAAACCCCCCCGGGCUCCCCGAAAGCAGGCUACUCCCAGCCGUGUGCUCCCCGCCAAGCCUAGGCCCAGUAGCCAGAACAGCACGACGCUGCCCCAGCCCUCGGAACAGCGGAAGGGGGAGCCUGGCCACCCGCAUCGGGACUUCAGACACAGCAAGGAUGGGCUGAGCAAGGCCUUCCCCCAGGCGAGACCCCUGCACAGGCCCCCCAAGAGGGCCAGAGCUGUCCACGGUGCUGAACCUGCCAACCCCCGCACCUGCUGGACAGCCGAAUCCCAGAGCGACCUCCUCAGCCAGCUCUUCGGACAGAGACUAACCAGCUUCAAGAUCCCUUUAAAAAAGGAUCCUUCUGAAUAAUUUAUAGGAGUGAGCGAGUGCAUGGGAGAAGGGCUGGGGUACGAACGCAACACGUGAGGGACUCCUAUCUACACUUUGUGAGCUUCAGUACCCCGAGAUAGUUCACUUGGUGGCCACAUCUUAAUCUACCUGGCUUCCCAUGCAGAUGCUCAGACUUUGGUGUUAGAGGUGAGGCUCUAAUGCUUUUGGCAAGGUCCAGGGGUGGAUAGACAACAAUCCCUUUCUAGCUGAAAGGUGACGGUGAGGGGCGGGCCAGCUGCAGCCUCUUUGAGAUCCUGCAGCUGUUUUCUCAGUAACAAGAACUUGAAGAAAGAGCAGCUCACACCCCGCACCCGGUGUACCCCCACUGUGGAUGCACAGUACACCACAGAACCCCCUUCUUUGAAGGUUUGCACAGGUGUCCUCCCCUCCAUGUCAUCUAGCAGGGAAGUACAUUGAGGUGGCCGCGGUCGGUCAGAUAGUGGCAGACUCCUCUUCGUCUUGUUGCUGCUGUAGCUGGAAUUCCAAAGUUGCUUUACAGAUCAAAUGGGGGUGGUGCAGCACUCUGCCUAGAAGAGUGUUUCGUGAGCUACCUGGCCCCCGGAGCAUAACCGGCCUUCUCUGAGCACACAUCGUGAUGGCCAGUGUCUGUGCCACCAACAGAAGCACUGCUCUGCAGUGCAUCCUGAACCCGGAGGGCCACGUUCCCAUCCGAACAGGGAGAAAGCCGCUCAUCAGCCAGUUCCCACGGGUCCCCCCUUCCCAUUCCCCAGAGCCCCCACCUCAACCAAGCCUCUGCGGUUGCCUUUCUAGAGCCUUCCUCCUACACGGAGCUCUUGGUUGCAAGUAUCAGCAAUUUAGCUCUGAAGUUUCUGGUGCUAUUUUCAUGUUGUAAUGUGAAUACAGGCUUCCUUGAUUUUUUACCUGGGGGAUUGGUUGGGGAGACAGGGUGGGUAGGCGCAAUGGGGGCUGCACGGAAGGCCCACAGGCACCAGCUGCCCCGAGAAGUCUUUCACUGGCUCCCCGGUGCCAGCAGGCUCCAGGCCCAGGGUUGCAGUCAGAGCAGCCGGCUGGGACACUCAGGGCCGGGGGUGGCGCUGCUGGCAUCUUAUGCACUGACGUGAGCCAAGGGUUGGUACACGUCCAUUUUACAGAAUCAUGUCUUUGAAGGGGGUAGGAGGGUGGGAGAAGCUUCCUUCUGUUCUUGGGUGUCUAAGGUUCAUGGUUUGUUUCCUUCUGUUUUUUUGGUUUGUUAUUUUUUUUUUCAUUUUUCCUUGGGUGCAAUGUGUAUGUUAAAAGUUUUUAUUUUGGUAUUUCGAAAGAGACCAAAUCUCCUUUCUGGAAAGUGUCGUGUGCCACUCAGAAUGCCUCUUUCGUGCUGAUAAAUAAAACAUGGGGGAACUCUGAGGCUAUACUGUACGAAUCACAGCAAAUUCAUCCUGUAAAAUAUAU